This is a messenger RNA of Symbiodinium pilosum, 545 nucleotides long. The record is from the annotation of a GenBank genome assembly. Lineage: Eukaryota; Dinophyceae; Suessiales; Symbiodiniaceae.
GUGCUGCAGCCGGAAAGGUGGUCUUUUCGGCCGACGAGGCCGUGACACGCUCGGAGAACGGCGACAAGGCAUACGAUCGUGUGAAAACGGGAGAGGUGAUCCUGGUGCGGAUCGAGACAAGCCCAGACGACAUUCACGGCCUCCACGCGGCGGAGGGUGUCCUGACGACGCGUGGUGGGAUGACCAGCCAUGCGGCUGUGGUAGCGCGUGGCAUGGGCCGGCCCUGCGUGGCAGGUGCCGGCGAGGUGAAGGUUAACUACAGCUCCGCAUCCUUCGAGGUGGGCGAUGUGGUCGUCCGCGAGGGUCAGCUCAUCACCAUUGACGGUGUCACGGGACAGGUGAUGCUGGGAGAAGUCCCCACAGUGCCCCCGCAGCUCUCCGGCGCCUUUGGCACCAUCAUGUCCUGGGCCGACGAGUUCCGCACCAUGCAGGUUCGGGCCAACGCUGAGACACCCGCAGAUGCGCGCCAGGCGAAGGAGUUUGGGUGCGAAGGCAUCGGCUUGGUGCGCACGGAGCACAUGUUCUUUGAAGGCGGCCGGAUCGUG